AUGAAGGAUGAAGUCCUUGUACAGAUCCAGCUACUGGAAACUCCUCUAUCACAGUCUGAGAGACUUCUGUGUGAAGACGGCUUUGAGUAUGUCCUACCGAAGGAUAUUGUGUCCCAUGUUGAGAUCUCCAUGGAUUACAUAUUCGAAGGCCCGGUUGCACCAGCCGAUGCAUACGUCUUUGAUGACACGGCUCAUAUCUGCCGCAUCCUGGAUAUGGCACGAAAGGACAUUUGCCCAGCAGCCCAAUCAUGCCCACAUAUCACAGAGUUAGAGAUUGAGGCAUACGGCAGGGCUUGGAUUGUGGAUGCCUUCUGGGACACUUUUAUAUCGCUGCCAAUGAUCACCUUUAUGGAUGCAUUUGGGUUGUUUAGGAACCGGUAUCGUUCUAUGAUGGGCAUAUACAUGUAA
This is a messenger RNA of Pseudogymnoascus destructans, 408 nucleotides long. RefSeq lists its product as uncharacterized. Lineage: Eukaryota; Fungi; Ascomycota; Leotiomycetes; Thelebolales; Thelebolaceae. The coding region runs from base 1 to 408 and encodes 135 amino acids. The record is from RefSeq and is a predicted model, not a curated record. The transcript has 2 exons.